AUAUCAGAAUGUCGUCCCCCAACCCCGGUAAAGCCGUCUUCGAUACCGUUGUUACUAUCGGCUCGCUCGGCUUCGUCCCCGUCGCCGUCCGCUUUCGCAUCUUCCCUAUUCUGUCCGACUUUGGUGGUCCUGCGAAUGGAAGAGAUGUGCGCGAUGCAUACUUGAAGAGCGCGCGCGGCGGUACUACCGACACGCCACCCGUAAAACUAAUCGAGGAUACGCUCGUCGCAAUGACCGCCCUGUCCUGGGUCGACGCCGUAGGGGAGAACCUCUACCGCGCGAACAAGUUGACACAGUAUCUAGGAAGCACGCCGUCUGCUAUACACGGGAUUCUGCAUUUUACAACAGAAGUCCUCAUGUCCUCCGCCUUCCUCAUGCGCAAGCUCGAAGCAACGGGCUUCGAAUACCCCUUCACCGGGCUGCAGACGCCGACGCAGCAUGCGUAUACUUUAAUGGGUCGGGAUGAUCUCGCGGGUCUGCAUACGUAUGCGAUUAUGGCGGCCGAGGGCCGGAUCGCGAGCUUUAAUACCUUUAUGCAGGGUCGGUUCGGGAUGGAUGCGAAGACCCCUGAGCGUUUACAGGCGCUGGGAUAUGAUAUUUCCUCUGUGGUACAAGAGGCGAGAGGGGAGGGGAGCCCGGUGAAAAUGGUUGAUGUUGGGGGUGGAAGGGGCGACUUGUUGCGGGACAUCAAGGAUGCUAUUCCCGGGCUUGUGGAGGGGGAUUUAAUUGUUGCGGAGUCGAAUGCUGAUAUUACUGAUCUACCGGGACUUACUCUGGUUAAUUGGGAUUAUCUAACAGAGGAUGUUCCUGACAUGAUUAAAGGGGCCCUGAUUUAUCAUCUGUCUGGUGUCUUGCAUAACCUCCCGGACCUGGGUGCGGCGAGGCUGUUGCAGAAGAUAGCGGGGGCAAUGGAAAGAUAUUCUAGGGUUCUUAUCCAUGAGAGAUGUAGGGAUGAGAUUCCGGCGGCGAAUGCUACGAUGGUGGUGCUGUAUGGUGGAAGAGAGAGGAGUCGAGAGGAUUGGCGGCAGUUGGCGGAGUUGGCCGGCUUGAAGGUUACCUUUAUGGUCUUUCCCGAUGGACCGGGGCAGGGAGUCGUCGAAUUGAGGAGGAAAUAA
Messenger RNA from Aspergillus versicolor CBS 583.65, 1115 nucleotides. RefSeq lists its product as uncharacterized. The record is from RefSeq and is a predicted model, not a curated record. The transcript has 5 exons. Gene Ontology annotation, molecular function: O-methyltransferase activity. Bases 9 to 1115 code for a protein of 368 amino acids. NCBI's taxonomy places the organism in Eukaryota, Fungi, Ascomycota, Eurotiomycetes, Eurotiales, Aspergillaceae.